This is a messenger RNA of Cylicocyclus nassatus, 3262 nucleotides long. NCBI's taxonomy places the organism in Eukaryota, Metazoa, Nematoda, Chromadorea, Rhabditida, Strongylidae. The record is from the annotation of a GenBank genome assembly.
GGGUGUUGAUCUAUGACGGAGAAAGCUCGUGGUCACUUGCCUACAAAAGAUGAUUAUUACGCUACUAUUUCCGAUACGAGUAUGAGCGGGAAAACCUUGAUAUCGUGUAGAGCAGUGCACCUUGUGCUCACAAUCCUCGCGAUUCUUGUGGCUUUAGCUGUGACAUUUCUGCUGACGUACUUCCUCACCAAAAAUCAUUUUAAACCCAAGGAGAAUAAAGAGAAGGAGGAAGAAGAUGAUGAUGGGCCUACCGCAGCCGAACUCCGCUUGCCGAGAUCUGUAUGGCCGGUUGAAUACGCUCUAACUCUCAAAACUUUUGUGCCUGGAUAUGUUGAGUUUCCUCAAGAGAAGGACUUCAAGUUUGAUGCUACAGUCGAGAUGAAGCUUAACAUCACAGAAGCCGUAGAUAAAAUUGUGCUGAACAUGAAGGAUAUCAAAAUUCAUGACAGUGAUUGUAAGCUUACAGCGGAUGGCCGAGAAAUUUCCAUCAAAUCUAUAACACCGCAAGAGAGGUUGGAAAAGGUCGAAAUACUGUCAGCUGAAGUUCUUCAAGUAGGCAAAGAUGUGACGUUAAAGCUAGUGUACACUGGAGAUAUCAACGACAAGUUAUAUGGGCUCUAUCAAACAAGAUAUUUUGAGGAUGGAAAGGAAAUUGUGGCCGCCUCCACUCACAUGGAACCGGUCAGUGCUCGUCUCAUGGUGCCUUGCUUUGAUGAACCAGAAUACAGAGCAAAGUGGAAGGUUAUUGUUACCCAUCCUAAAGGAACUAAAGCCAUAUCAAACGGAAUAGAAGAAAGCGCGGAGCCUGAUGGAGAUUGGAUUACAACCACAUUCCGACAAACGCCCUCAAUGUCCUCGUAUUUGAUUGCGCUCAUGGUUUCUGAAUUUGAAUAUGUGGAAGGCAUGACAGAAUCUAAUAAGCGGUACCGUGUUUAUGCAAGAAAGGAAGCAUCUCAGGCAAAGAUGACAAAUUAUUCGCUAUCCGUAGGAAUUAAAUGUUUGGAUUACUAUGACAAACUCUUUGGUAUUCCUUUCCCCUUGGAAAAACAAGACAUGAUUGCACUUCCCGAUUUCUCUGCUGGUGCUAUGGAAAACUGGGGAAUGGUUACGUACAGAGAAAACAGCCUUCUCUACGACAAAAAACUGUACGGGCCUGAAAACAAACGAAGGAUUGUUCAGAUAGUGGCGCAUGAACUUGGACAUCAGUGGUUCGGUGACUUGGUAACGAUGAAAUGGUGGAACGAUCUGUGGCUUAACGAGGGAUUUGCCUCCUAUGUUGAGUUUUUCGGUGCGGAUGAAAUAAGCAAUAAGAAAAUGAAACUGCCAGAAUAUUUCUUACUUGACCCGUUGACAAAAGGGUUAGAACGUGACUCUGUCUCUGCAAGCCAUCCACUUUCAUUCAAAAUCGACAAAACCAAUGAAGUUUCUGAAGCUUUCGACUCGAUCUCAUACGACAAAGGAGCUGCUGUACUGAAGAUGAUAGCGAAUAUUGUUGGCGAAGACAACUUUUUCAAAGCUAUUAAGUUUUAUCUCGAGAAAUACAAGUAUGGUAAUACUGAAGCGGCCGACCUCUGGAGAGCAUUCGACGAAGUCGAUAUAAAAAUUGAAGGUCCCGAUGGUAAAAUGACGGUUUUCGACUAUGCUGAUCAGUGGACCUCUCAGAUGGCAUUCCCAAUUGUCAUCGUUAGUAAGUCAGAUGACACGCAUGUGAAACUUACUCAAAAGCGGUACUGUAAAACUCCGAACUCCCCAGAUCCGGAAAAAUACCGGAACCCAAAAUAUGGAUUCAAAUGGGACAUUCCUAUAUGGUACAAAGUGGGCAGUGGAGAAGAGAAAUUUGAAUGGCUGAGCAGAGAAAAGCCGCUCUACCUUGACAUCACCGAUGCAGCGCAACCAGUCGUCAUCAAUGUUAAUCGAACAGCCUUUUAUCGACAGAACCAUGACAGUGAGGGUUGGCAAAAGCUGUCAAAACAGUUAAGCACAAACCAUGAGAUAUAUAACGCGAUGACAAGAAAUGGCAUAAUCAGCGAUGCCUUCGCAGCUGCUCUGAUUGGCGAAGUUCCUUAUGAGACCGUCUUCAAUCUAAUAAAAUAUAUAAAAAAAGAGAAGGAGUAUCUUCCUUGGCAAGAAGCAAUAAACGGUUUUGCAUCUGUACUGAAGUAUUUUGGCACUGAACCGGAGGCUGAGAAUGCGGAGAAAUUCUUCCGCGAUUUGCUCAAGCCGGCCUAUGACAGCACCAACCUUACUAAAAUAGCGAAAAAUUAUGAGGAAGACACAGACGACAGUUUGUUUUAUCAAGUUCUGUUCGACAAGACGGUAGUAGAAGCUUAUUGCUCAUUUGGAUCGCAAGAGUGUGUAGAUAGUUAUGCAAAACUUUUCCAAGAAAAAGUCGUUCAAUCUUGCAAAAAUCCAGGUGAUAAAGCUAGUGUAUGUUCCAGCGUUGCUGCACCACUUCGUGCUAAAGCAUACUGUUAUGGAGUAAGAGAAGGUGGAGAAGCCGCUUUCAAUAAAGUCUACGAGCUGUACUUGGCGGAAACUGUAGCUCUUGAAAAAGAUAUUCUCCGACGUGCACUUGGGUGCCAUAAGGACGUUCGAACUUUGAAAAAACUCUUGCAAUUGGCUCUGGACCAUGAUCCUUCCAUUGUCAAACUGCAAGACGUGGCAGAUGUCUUCAACAGCGUGGCCGCCAACCCAGCUGGCGAAGGAAUCAUGCUUGACUUCCUUCUUGAUCGAUGGGAUGAUAUCUAUUCUAAAUUUAUGCCGUGGCGCAGAGCUGUAGUUGCUGCCAUCAAGGCUGCUGCAGCUGGCAUACACUCACAACGCCAAAUCGAUCAGGUAAAGUAUCUGAGGAAAAAUGGCAAGCAUGCAAAGAAUUUUGGCGACUUUAAUACGGUGAUCGAAGAGGCGCAACACAAAAUUGAUUGGAAUGACAAGUAUUUCCAUGAUGUAGCAAAGUACUUUGAAGAGCAAGUACGAAAUCAAACAUCCAUAUUGGACAAAUGAAGAAUAUGUGAACUAUAGCACAUGUAUUUUUAUUGCUUGAUUUUAUGCUUUGGACAAAAAACUCUUUUCUUUAUUUUAUGUUGUGACGCUUCUUAUUGAUUUGUUGAUGUACUUCACGUUUCCUUUUAUGUUCUCAAAUUUUUGGCCUAUAUCUAUAAGACGACGACUCAUCGGCAUCUUACGCUGUAGAUGACGGAGUGGACUUUGAAAUAGACGUGAUUUUGAAGUUAUUGUGUCACAAUAAAGUUAUCUUCGCUUA